Messenger RNA from Macrobrachium nipponense, 1389 nucleotides. RefSeq lists its product as uncharacterized. Lineage: Eukaryota; Metazoa; Arthropoda; Malacostraca; Decapoda; Palaemonidae. Bases 16 to 1194 code for a protein of 392 amino acids. The record is from RefSeq and is a predicted model, not a curated record. The transcript is spliced from 4 exons.
AACUGCUACUGUUAAAUGAUAUCAUUCUCAGGAUGUACUUCAGCAACUCCCGAGUGUGACGCACUUGGAGGUACUUGCAUGGACUCCGGGACAUGUACCGAAAUUAGCUAUGACGCAUGCGGCUCUUCAUCUUGCACCUGCUGUGUCCCUGAUGAUGGGAAUUGUGCCAGGUUACCAAAUUGUGAGUAUUACGGAGGGCAAUGCAUCCAUCUUGAAAAUGCCUGCCAAUGCCCGGGCAUUCUCGACCCCUCUAGCUGCCUUGGCACCAAUUGUACCUGUUGCAUGUACGGUUGCUUAACAACGUACGAAUGCGCCUCUGCUGGAGGCUACUGCUUCCGAAGAGAUGGUCCCCACGUGUGCGGUGGAGAGGUCCUGGACUUAUGCAUCGAUGACCUCUGUCAUUGCUGUGUGAAUCCUCACUGCCCUGAUGAUGGUCACUGUGACGGUCACCAUCAUGGUCACCAUCACCAUCACCAUCACGGUCAUGGUCACUGGGAUUACCAUUACGGAAGCAAUGAAGGCAGCUACGAAGGAAGCUAUGAAGGCAGCCAUGAAAAUAACGGCCAUGGUUACGGUCAUGGUAACGGCCAUGGUAAUGGCCAUGGUAACGGUCAUGGUAGUUACGAGGGUAGUGGCGAGGGUAACGGUCAGGGUAAUGGUCAGGGCAAUGAUCAGGGUAACGGCCAGGGUAACGGCCAGGGUAAUGGCCAGGGUAAUGGUCAGGGUAACGGUCAGGGCAAUGGUCAGGGUAAUGGUCAGGGUAACGGUCAGGGAAAUGAUCAAGGUAACGGUCAGGGUAACAGUCAGGGUAACGGCCAGGGUAACGGUCAGGGAAAUGGUCAGGGUAACGGCCAGGGUAACGGUCAGGGAAAUGGUCAGGGUAACGGUCAGGGAAAUGGUCAGGGUAACGGCCAUGGUAACGGUCAGGGAAAUGGUCAGGGUAACGGCCAGGGAAAUGGCCAAGGAGGAGGAAGUGAUGCUCAAGCCCCUGCUAUUGCUAACAACACAGUAAACAGUCCUGCUGAAGCCCCUGCUGUUGCCAACGACACAGUAAACAGUCCUACUGUAGCGCAUGCUGUUGCCAACGACACAGUAAACAGUCCUACUGUAGCACCUGCUGUUGCCCCUGCUGUUGGUACACUCAACGGUAACGGUAAUGGAGCUCCAAAAGCGAAUCCAAAGGCAGCAGGCUAACCGUUGCAACCAGAGGAAAGAAAGCGGCGAUGUCUCCCACUAGAGGUGCAAGGCUGUUCUAAGAAGACUAAGACUGACAUUCAUUAACAAUCAUAACUUGAUAUUCAUAAACUGUAAACUCUUGUGAUUCCUUGAAAUAUGUUUUCUGAAAUAUUAAGCUGUAAUUCAUUCUUUAAAUAAAUAGCAAGCAUUGAA